Messenger RNA from Stegastes partitus (bicolor damselfish), 4980 nucleotides. RefSeq names its product collagen alpha-4(IV) chain-like. Gene Ontology annotation, molecular function: extracellular matrix structural constituent conferring tensile strength. Gene Ontology annotation, biological process: extracellular matrix organization. Lineage: Eukaryota; Metazoa; Chordata; Actinopteri; Pomacentridae. Gene Ontology annotation, cellular component: collagen trimer. The transcript has 45 exons. The coding region runs from base 1 to 4980 and encodes 1659 amino acids. The record is from RefSeq and is a predicted model, not a curated record.
AUGAAGUCCUCGGCUACUGUUGUGACUUUGUGCCCUCUCUGGUGGACCCUUGCCCUGGUCCUGUUUGUGCAGCAGCUCAGUGCAGGAGGCAUCGACGGCCCGUGUGACGGUAGAGACUGCUCUGUGUGUCAGUGUCUUCCUGCCAAAGGUGCUCGGGGAGCUCCAGGUAGGGCAGGGGAGCGAGGUCCACGAGGAUCUAUGGGACCGUGGGGACGUGCAGGACGACCUGGAGAUAAAGGCAGGAUGGGAAUGGCAGGAUCAUAUGGCCCAGAGGGGCCCAAAGGAGACCGCGGCUCGACUGGUGCUCCUGGUUUUCCCGGUGACAGCGGUUUGCCUGGUCACCCAGGGGCAGGUGGGGAGCCUGGUGCAGUAGGAGUGGAUGGCUGUAAUGGGACAAGGGGUCUUCCAGGAGUCCCUGGUUUUCCCGGUUUGGAUGGUAUCCAUGGGCCGCCGGGAUUCCCUGGACCUAAAGGAAUUAAAGGAGAACCUCUAUAUGGUACCACCCUUCCAGGACUUCCUGGCGACCGUGGGAGAGAUGGGGAACCUGGACUGCCCGGGUAUGGAGGACCUCAAGGUCUGAGAGGACCACGGGGUGACCCUGGAGGAUCACUGGCAGGCGACAAAGGUGACAAUGGUGAACAGGGCCCACCUGGUCCACAAGGAGCAGAGGAAAUCAUAAUACCGCCUCCAGAAAUUCUUCCACCUAAAGGUUACAAGGUGAAAGCAGCGCCCUCGUCUUCUGCAUAUGGAGACAAAGGUCGUGCUGGACCAUGUGGACCAAAGGGCAGAGAUGGUGGAGGUGACUACUAUACUCCAGGAAUUAAAGGAGAGCAAGGAAUCCCUGGAUUUCCUGGAAUUCGGGGUCUUCCAGGAUAUCUUGGUAGGGAUGGAGAAACUGGACCUGAGGGCUACCGUGGAGAAAAAGGACUUCCGGGUCUCUUUGGAAGAUCUGGACCAAAGGGUUAUCCAGGAGAUCAAGGUCUCCCUGGUCGCACCAUCUAUCACAACGGAAGUGAUGCGAGAGGUGCUAAAGGUGACCAUGGAUAUCCAGGACCACAGGGAAUCCCAGGGGAACCUGGGAACAUGGGCAUGCCUGGUCCACCUGGUCCACCAGGGUCAACAGAUGGGGGAGGAAGGCCCGGUCCACCAGGCCCCACUGGUCCUAAGGGCUACAAGGGAGAGCCAGGAAGGUUCACCAAUUUUGAAAUCGAUCCAUUUCCAGGGCCAAAGGGACGUAAAGGCCCCCCAGGAAUCAAAGGUGUCAUAGGCCCCGCAGGUCCUCCAGACUACGAAUGUGAGCCUGGUUACCCAGGGGAGCCUGGUGAUCCUGGACCCCCAGGAUUUCCUGGAAACAAAGGCCUUAAAGGAAUAAAAGGUUGUCCAGGAGAGUGUGACUGUAGGUCUGGGGGUGUGGGGGUUAUGGGACCUCGUGGUCCAGUUGGUUAUCCAGGGCCUCCAGGUUUACCUGGAAAUCCAGGACUUAAGGGGGACCCAGGUCUGAAAGGAGAUUACGGACUAAGAGGACCACAAGGAUUUCAAGGAAUUUCUGGUAUAAAGGGACGAAAGGGUCAGAAAGGUGACUUUUUUGGAACGGGUGUUAAAGGUGUCAAAGGGGAUCAAGGAGACCCAGGAUUUUCCGGUCCUACUGGAGGAAUAGGUAGACCAGGGUCGGACGGCCUCCCUGGGCCUGUGGGAGACCCUGGACAACCAGGUGCUGGGUAUACAGGAUUGCCAGGUCACAAAGGUGACCCAGGUGUUCCGGGAUCAAAAGGCUUGCCAGGGCCUUCAGGUCGCCCUGGUUCUGAUUUUCCAGGACCUAAGGGGGCACCAGGACCUAAAGGAAAUCAGGGAUUUCCUGGCCUACCAGGGAUUCCUGGAAGACCAGGCCCUCCAGGUGAAACAGAGCCAUGCUGUGACGGAGACGAGAUUGGCCCUCCUGGUCUUAAGGGAGAGCGAGGUUCACCAGGGAUUCCAGGUGUACCAGGAAGAGAUGGAUCACCAGGAAUUCCGGGACAUGAUGGCUCUAAAGGCAUGAAAGGAGAUGACGGUCUUACAGGAGGGAUUGGACCGCCAGGACGCCCAGGUUUACUAGGGGAUCCAGGUGAUCCGGGUUCCACCGGGAUUAGUCUGAGUGGCCCUCAAGGCCCUCCUGGGGCACCUGGACACCCAGGCAGAAAAGGUGAACCAGGAGAUAUCCUUUCGGCCAGGCCAGGUGCUAUUGGCCCACCUGGCCUCACUGGGGCUACAGGGAAAGGUGGACUCCCUGGAAAUCCUGGAAAUUCAGGAUCUCCAGGCCCCCAAGGCCCAAAUGGAAGACCAGGCCGUAAAGGAGAGCCAGGUACCCAGGGUGACCCUGGAGCCACUGGUCCCCGAGGUCCACCUUGUACUGACUAUGAAAUCAUUGGUCCACCAGGACCUCCAGGAGCUCCUGGAAACCCUGGGCCAACUGGAACACCUGGCUACUUCGGUCAGAAGGGUAAGAAGGGGGAUAUAGGUCCACCUGGUCAUGGACGGAGGGGUCCACAAGGGUUUCCUGGUCCUCCCGGUUUUCCAGGUCCUGCUGGACCAAAAGGCACCUCUGGCUUGCCAGGAGAUCCUGGUCCAGAUGGCUGGCAUGGACAGAAAGGUGAAAGGGGGGAUCCUGGCAGGCCUGGAACAAGAGGCUUACCUGGACUGCCUGGACCUCGAGGACCGGGUGGUAUACAAGGAGAGAGGGGUUUGAAUGGGCGCCCAGGUAACCCAGGACAUCCAGGACCACCUGGUUAUAAAGGUUCAAAGGGAGAACCGGGAUCACCAGGAGCAUCAAAUAUUGUGAACGUAACUAAAGGCUACCCAGGACCUGAAGGAAUAAGGGGGUCACCAGGCCAACCAGGAUUUCCAGGCUUAAAGGGAAGAGGGGGAGAUCCAGGUGAUUUAGGGCCCGAUGGAUGGCCUGGUCCGGCAGGGUAUAAGGGCUUCACCGGUGAUCCUGGAUCGUCAGGAAGGCCAGGACCUCCUGGGUAUCCUGGAGCUAAAGGUUUCCCUGGUCCAAGGGGACUCCCUGGCAACGAUGGCGAUCCGGGAGAUCUAGGACCCCUGGGAAGUAUCGGUAUCCCUGGACAACCAGGAUUUCCUGGUGCCAAGGGUGAUCCAGGGCAGACUUUUGGACAGCCUGGUGCACCUGGACCCAAAGGAUUGCGAGGGGAGGACGGGCCCAGUGCACCUAGAGGGAGCCCUGGAGACCCAGGUGACCCAGGACACAGAGGAAGGCCGGGGCACCCUGGACAACCAGGCCUUCCUGGAGAACCGGGAGGAGGAGGACCACCGGGCUUCCUUGGGCCGCGUGGCCCAUCAGGUAUUCCAGGUUUUCCAGGGCCUCCAGGUGAUGUAGGAGGUGUGGGACCACCAGGCCCGCCAGGCCCAUAUGGGCCUCCAGGGCCCCCUGGACCACCAGGUCUGGAUGGACUGAAUGGGCUGCAAGGUCCAGCGGGGAUAAAGGGAGCAAAUGGCAUAGACAUCCCUGGCCCUCCAGGACCAGAUGGUUUUCCAGGACCCAAAGGUGUCAGGGGCUCCAGAGGACCUCCAGGAAGCGCUUAUGCUUCGUUUAAAGGCGAAAGGGGUCCGCCUGGUGAUACAGGUUUUCCAGGCUCACCGGGUGAUCCUGGUUACUCUGGCAAAGAAUGCCAAACGCCUUCGCCAGGAUCUUACGGGGAUGCAGGAUACGAAGGACCUCCAGGUCCCCCAGGUGCUCAUGGAGAGCCUGGGGCACCAGGCAGCACAAGCAGUUUGUCCAAAGGAGACCCAGGGCCAAUUGGCCUUCCUGGGUUACCCGGACGUAAGGGAAAUAAAGGCAACCCCGGACCCCAAGGACUUUCAAACUACCGAGGCACUACAGGACCUAAAGGUGAGCCAGGUCCCGGUGGUCCGAGGGGUCUUCCGGGACCCAAAGGACCACAAGGUCUUCCUGGGCCCCAAGGCCGUAAGGGAGAUCCUGGCCCUCAUGGAAAUAUAGGUGCCAAAGGUGCCCGCGGUGAUUCUAUUUAUGGACGUCCAGGAUCGGCGCCCCUUGGACUCCCAGGACCUCGUGGUCACCCAGGACCUGCGGGCUUCGUAGGUGACCUGGGUCCUCCUGGAAUUCCUGGACGCAACGGAGACAGAGGCCCUAAAGGUGCUGUGGGCCUCCCUGGCAGACCAGGUGGUCCUGGUCGUGACGGUCCAAUUGGAGACCCAGGAGAUGGUGGUGCACAAGGAUUUACUGGACCUCAAGGUAUCCCAGGUAGUCCUGGUGAUCCUGGAUUGCCUGGCCAUGGGGGUGUAUUUAGAGCUGGCUUCCUUUUGGUCAUCCACAGUCAGUCUAUUCAUGUGCCACAGUGCCCUGUAGGCAGCAGUCAGCUUUGGGUGGGCUACAGCCUCAUCUACCUGGAGGGACAAGAGAAGGCCCACACACAAGACCUGGGCCAGCCUGGCUCCUGCCUCCCUGUUUUCUCCACCAUGCCUUUCUCUUACUGCAACAAAGCCGCCUGUCACUACUCUAGUCGCAAUGACAAAUCCUACUGGCUGUCCACCACCGCUCCCAUACCCAUGAUGCCGCUCUUUGGCCCGGAAAUAAGAUCCCACAUCAGCCGCUGUGUGGUGUGUGAGACGGCUUCACCUGCCGCGGCUUUUCACAGCCAGGAUCAAACCAUCCCUCCAUGCCCACCUGGCUGGCGGAGUUUGUGGACGGGCUUCUCUUUCCUCCUGCACACAGGGGCAGGUGACGAAGGUGGCGGCCAGUCACUGACGUCCUCCGGUAGCUGCCUCAAGGAUUUCCGAACUUACCCCUUCAUCGAGUGCCAAGGCGCACGAGGCUCCUGUCACUACUUUACCAACCUUUACAGCUUUUGGCUGACGACUGUGAGUUGGACAGAGGAGUUCACCGACCCAAAGCCGGACACCAUUAAAGCGGCCGACCGACAGCGACGCAAAGCCAGCCAGUGUAACGUCUGCCUCAGACAACUGUAA